CGUCCGCGUGCGUGCGUGCGUCGGUUGCAUCAGCCAUUGAAAUAGUCCGAAAUCGCGCUCGCGAGGCCAGCCAGUGAUUCCACAACGAUUGUGACUAGUAUUCACGGUCGGACAACGGGCCAGCCAACUACAUCGGUGUGUGACAGCAAGGCGCGCGAAUACACAAUUAAAUAAAUAUGGGUGUUCCGGCGGGUGAUCCAGAGAAAGGAAAGAAGAUCUUUAUUCAAAGAUGUGCACAGUGCCAUACAGUUGAAGCAGGUGGCAAACACAAAGUAGGUCCUAAUUUACAUGGACUUAUAGGUAGAAAAACUGGCCAAGCCCCAGGUUUUCUUUACACCGAUGCCAAUAAAGCGAAAGGUAUCACUUGGAACAAGGAUACCCUGUUCGAGUAUCUAGAAAAUCCAAAGAAAUACAUUCCCGGCACGAAGAUGGUGUUCGCCGGAUUGAAAAAGCCACAAGAGCGGGCUGAUCUUAUAGCUUACUUAGAACAAGCGACAAAGUAGGCGUCUCUCUACGCGUGCAUGCUACUACUCGCGGAAAUCGCGACGAAUGCGAGCGAGCGUGCGAGAUGCCGUAUAUGGCAUGAGUCGCGAUAUUAGUACGAUUAUCAUCUAUUUCAUCACGUCUCGUCAUCUCACUCGUGUUCAUCUCAUGGACUCUCUUCUCGAUGGUACUCAAAAGCGUUCGCAAUACGUGUUCAAAUAGUAAUGAAUUGUUAUUGUAUUGUUGAUAAGUAGGUAAUUGCAAAUAUGUAUACAUGACGUGACACAGGGGUUGGGCUCGUUCCCGACUCUGCUUCUUUUCUUCUUCACACCGAAGAGAUAUUCUCAGGAACGCCAAACGCCCGCCAUGCGAGUGAUUGAGUCACUCUUCCGCGGAUCCUGCGUCCUUGAUUAUUUAUUAUCAUUGUAUCAUGCAGCGAGUAUUGAUCUGUAAAUCAGAGACAAAAUACAGAUUAGGUAAUUAAAAA
Molecule: messenger RNA, 970 nt
Organism: Monomorium pharaonis (pharaoh ant)
Lineage: Eukaryota; Metazoa; Arthropoda; Insecta; Hymenoptera; Formicidae
Gene: CytC
Product: cytochrome c
Exons: 4
Coding region: 177-503 (108 amino acids)
Biological process (GO): mitochondrial electron transport, ubiquinol to cytochrome c; mitochondrial electron transport, cytochrome c to oxygen
Cellular component (GO): mitochondrial intermembrane space
Molecular function (GO): heme binding; electron transfer activity
Source: RefSeq, a predicted model, not a curated record